AUACUUGCUUGCCGGAAGAGGUGUGAUCAUCAUCCCACAGGAAAACAAUAUUUCACAGAGAUUUUCUGCGAUUCACAGAGCACAGACGAGAGACAUUAUGUCGUUCGAGAAAGGUUAGUUUAUCUUGCAUAUUUUAGGAUCGCAUAUGCUCUAAUUUAUAGUCUGUAGCCUUAGUUUAUGCGAACAGUUUGUUUCAGCUUUCUUUGACAAACUCACUUUCGUGAUCCUGUCAUCUUUCUUGAACAUGUACUAGCUAUCGUUUUUCUUCCAGCGAUACGGUAUCUUUUGAGACCAAGCUUAUUCUUGUCUUACAGGACGUAUAUUUUCUACCUUACCGAAAACUGUUAGAGGCGCUCCAACAGUUUUAAAAGGCGAUCCAAAAGGAAAAAAUUUCCUCUAUACCAAUGGUACCAGCGUGAUAAUUCGCGACAUUGAGGUGGGUUUAAUUUAUUUCUGCAAGAUUAUUUUAGCUUCAGAAGUGCAAUUUUCAUCAGAGCUUGUCAUUCGCAAAGCAGGGGGCUGAAAACUCAAACAUACUGAGCAAAUUUCGAAAUGCAUCUUUUUAUUCUCAGCUGCAUGCGAUAUUAUUUUCGGAAUUUUCCUGCACACUCGAUAAUUUCCUGUAGACGUUGACUCAUGUAAAAUUCAUGUAUUUUAAAUUUCUCACUCACUCUGAAAAUUUUAAGUGACGUAAGGUACUGUAUUUCAUUCGAGAAUGUGCUUAAAUGUGAAAUAACACCUUGAAUGUGAAAUUACUUUGCAAGGAGGUUGCAUCUGAUAAAGAAGAUGUCGAUAGUGUAGUGGUGGACAUAAACGGGCGGUUUGUCGAUUAUUUUAAUAGUUUGAGUGAAUUACAGCCAACAUUGACCAAAAAAGGACAUAACUGAUCAACUAUUUUUGUUUCCAUAACUAUUUCCAUCUCCAACACUGCCAUUUCUAAUUAUGGAAGUCCUGUGGAAGCCAACUCGCUCAUUGUAGAUUUUUUUGUAUUAUUUAACCAGAUUUUAUGGUAAAGUUACAAACCAAAUUUUUUUCACUAUAAAAAUCCUCAAACGGAGUUAUUUAGUAUGUACAAAGUAAGUGAAUAGUGCAAAAUGUUGUCAUAUGAGGGCUUAAGGCUGUCAAGGCUAGUACUAUUCCCUUAGGAGCAUCAAAUGAGACAAAAUCGUGCCUCAAGAGUUUAAUUUCUUACCAUUUUUUGGUAUGAAAGAAAGAUAUUUUUUUGGUGUCUGGGGGUAUAUACUUAAACUAUUAAUCACCUCAGUUUCAGAGAAUAAUUGUUAAUUAUUGUAUCAUAAUUCUAAUGGUCCUGGACUCCCCCAGUUAUUUUGAGUUUUGUUAACAGAAAACCAAAGGUAAAAAGCAUUGUACAAUUACAAUAAAAUUGUAAAAGUUUACCUUUUUUGAAUUACUCCUUUUCAAAGAGAAUCAUGGGAGACUGGUGACAGUAAUUUGCCAAGCAACCAAUCUGGAGGCAAUCUCACUUUAACAGAUUCAAACAUGGAUAAAUAUUACUUGAUUUUACUUCAUCUAUUAAUUAAAUAGUAAUUUUUUUAAAUUUCUUUUUUUUCCAUUGAUUCCUCUUUCACUGCUACUUCAGUCAAAGUACUAAUAAUAAGUUCAUAAAAAAACUUUUUUGGAGUCUAUUAAAGUUUUUUGUUUGUUUGAGAUGGAAUUUAAGUUAAAAUAAUUUCUGAAUUUAUUUGCACUUUUUAUUUUUUACUUUCAAUUGAUAAUUACAGGAAGUAUGACAAUGUGUCAUUAACAGAGGGAAAUGCAAAUUAAAAUGGUUUUAAAUCAUUUUGUCCUAAAUUCAGGUUAAACUACAACAUGUGUGUAUGCAUUCUUACAAUGUAGGUUAUUAAGCCUGAGGUAGAACCUUGGCUCAGUAUUAUGUCAGUCUGACUGAAGCAUUGCUGUAAUGAGAUUUAUGUAAAAUGUACGGUACUUUGAAAACUCUGUGUUUCAGAAGGUGAGAGAGUGUGGGAUAUUGAUUUUUACUUCAUAAAGAAUAAUGUUACAUACAUCAGUUUAUAUUAGUCUAUAUUUGCAAAAAAGAUUUAAAAGAUAUUAAACAAAAGAAAAGAAAGGAUAGAAAACAAACUAACAAUUUAUGAAUUUAACCAAUAAUGUUUCAAUGUAUUGUUUCUUUUUUGUGCUCCUUUAUUGCUUUCAAGAUUUUUGUUAAUUCUUCCCUUAAGCUGCUGCACAUUUUCCUUGUAAAGUAAUUAUAAGAAUUUGGAGUUAGAUCAAGAUGUAACUUCUACCUCAUGAGUCUGAGUAUUCUCAUUACCUGUUUGCUGGAUAAUGUAUGGAUAUUGUAAAGAGAAGUUACAUAAUAAUCAAUUUUGGGAGUUGAACAGUUAAUGCUUUGGAACUUAACUCAUGUUCAGAAUCACAAUUUAACCCUUUCACCCCCAGGAGUGAUGAACAUGAAACUUCUCCUUAUAAUUUCCUUACUUUAUCCAGAAAACAACCAAUAAGAAUAUUCAAACGUAUCAGAUAGAAGUUGUUACCUUGAUCCAACACCAAAUUCUCAAAACUAAUUUACAAGGAUACAGUAUGUGUAGCAGCUAGAGGAGAAUUAACAAUCAGAUCUUGGGAGUUAAAGGGUUAUUAAACAUUUAGGGCUGGUUGUUUAAACAAAGUUUAGCUGUUGUUUAACCAAACUUCUUUCAAAGCCAUCUUCAGUUUAGCCAAACCUCUUAAUAUCCAAACAUUUAUUUUUGGGAACAUUGUCAAGAGGGCCAAAAAUUAUCUGUGGGAGGACAUUUAUUUGAUGAAAUCAACCCUCUUAUAAAAAGAAACUGAGGCCCACUGCUUGUUUAAAACUGUGGAGUUCAGUGAACUCUUUCAUUCAAGAUGAUAUGUAGGAAUGACCAUUGACUAAUAUUUGAUUGUUUCCUGUCAGUGCAGAAACAUUUUGAUAUUUAUGAAUUUUGGGUCAGAUUCUUUGAAAAUUUUAUGCUCAUUUCAUAUACUAAAUAAAUUACAUUUGCAGAACCCUGACAUCGCUGAUAUUUAUACCCAACAUGCCAAGGAUACAACUGUAGCAGCAUAUGCACCAAGUGGAUUUUACAUUGCAUCAGGAGGUAAAAUAUCCCCUGAGACCCAUUGUGCCAAGUUCUUUCAAGGUUUUCCAUUUUGUACCUAGAAUGUAAUUUUAACCCUUUCACUCCCAAGAUCUUAUGAGUCAUUCUCCUUACUAUCUGCCAUACCCUUCUCAUAAUGUUAGUUCAGGGAAUUUAGUCUUAGAUCAACCAAUAAUCCCCUAACUGAUAUUUUUCUUUAUUCUCAUCACUAGUCUGUCUGGUAUUGUAUUGAUACUGUAAGGAGAAAUUCUGUCUUGAUCACUCAUGGGAGUGAAAGGAUCAAAAGACUGUACCACCACAUUACUUUCUAAUCCAAUAAUUUUCAAGUAUGUACUGAUAUUCUGUAGAGAUGUACAGAAUUUUUAAAUAAAUCUGUCCUUUUGGAGUGCUAUUUUUUUUUUGGUCAAUUAGCAAGUUGUAUUCAGAAAGUAAUGUUGCAUCUUACAGUCCCAGACAGACAAAAAUUGAUGAUUUCUUAGAUAGGUAUUGGUAGCUCUGAUAUUUGGUGACCUUUUACUGCAAACUAGAGUUUUAGGUAAGCUAAUUCAAAUUAACUCACAAUGUACAAUGGGAUAUGUGAUUGGUGGGAGACGUGUUGGUCUAAUGGUAAGUGUGUAAGACUUCAGACAAGAGGUCUGAGGUUAAGGCCUGGUUACAUCCAUGUGUUGUGUUCUCAGGCAAAACACAAUGCUCUCACAAUGCUUCUCACCAUCCAGGCCCCAGUUGUUUGAAGGUUGGAUAACACUAUUCACUGGAUAAAUCUUUAUCCAGUGAAUAGCACAGUAUGUUUUGCUAUCACUUAUCUGCUGGAUAGUGAUUUAUCUGUUGGAUAGUGUUAUCUGGCAUUUAUACUACUGAACCCUGGAGUAUAAAUGGGUACUGGCAAAUUUGUCAGGGAAGCUAGUGUGGUGAAAUACUGGAUGGUAACCUUGCAAUAGACCAGCAUCCCAUUCAGGGGGGAGGAGUGACUCCUAGUUACUCAAUGCUAAGGAGAUUGGAGUAAGCUCCGGCUUGGUAGCCACUUGGCUUGGGUACAGUUAUGGUUAAACAAGUAUUGUUCCAGUCAUCGUAGUAAAUACAGCACCAUCAGUGUUGUCAUUUGCAGCCACACAUUCUUUCCUUCUGGCCAUUCAUUUCAGUGGCAAACAAUAGAACUGAGGCACACAUCAGGUAAAGUGCACAAGUGUAUAACUUAACAACAUGACCUUGUGUCUUUAUAGUCUAUCAAUUCUUUUUUUUUUUUUUUUUUUUUUUUUUUUGUAAGAUGUCUCUGGAAAACUCAGAAUCUGGGACACCACACAGGCAGAGCAUGUACUGAAAUAUGAAUACCAGUCUUUGAGUGGUGCUAUUAAAGAUAUCGCAUGGUCCGAGGACAGUAAGAGGAUUGUUGUUGUUGGAGCAGGCAGGGAAAAGUAAGCUGUCAUCCUCAUUUCUUUUUAACAACUGCAUCGCUAUGUGGAGGUUGGGUGCUUCAAACAUCCAGGAGCUUCCACUGUUAGCAGCCAGCUCCCAGGCAACCCAGCCAUGAACCCAGAUGCAGGAAAGGGAAACAGGCACCCAUCACACUGAAUAAACAGUGGAAAGAGGGAGGGAAGGGUGGGGAAAACUGCCACUCCUCCAAAUGCUUCAAGUUCAUGCUCAAUGCACAUGCAAGAACACCUCAAAUGAAGAGCACAUGGAAUUCCGACACAUGCACAUAUGCAAAAAAACUGCUGACCACUAGAGAACACUGAUGCUCUUUGUUGUUACAGUAGCUCCAUUAAAUUGCAUUUAUCUGCAUAUAAAAACCCUGUCCAAAUAAUUUUCUGUUUGUCUGCUAGUCUCUGCGUUAGUCACAGUUUUUAUUUUAUAUUUAGAGUAGCUCUAUAUCAGGAAGACAAAUGGCCCUAUUCAAUGACUGAUAAAUUCCUUUACCGAUAUGCCAGUUUUGAGCCAGUGGCCUGCACAAGUAACAGUGUAUCAUUAAUUUGCUGGAAUAUUACUUUGCUUUUAGAUUUGCUAAUGUGUUCCUAUGGGAUAGUGGGUCUUCGGUGGGUCAAAUCACAGGACACUCCAAGGAUAUCAACGCAGUGGAUUACAAACCCACUCGUCCAUUCCGCAUCUGUACUGCAAGUGAAGAUUCUGAUGUUGGCUUUUUCGAGGGACCACCCUUUAAAUAUCAUCAUGCUAACAAGGUUGGUAACACUGACAUUAAUUUAUUUGUUUAUCAAAUUCUAUUCAAUUUUAUUGAUUUGAUUGACAUUCAUAAAGAUCCUCUACAUCAAAAAUGUUCAUUUAUCACAUGUAUGUGUGAUUCUGAUAUUUUUUAAUUUCCAAUUCUUGGAUAAGUUGCUUUUAUUCUCAACCCAAAAUUAAACUGGAAGAGACAUAAGCAUUUAGUGGACUAUCAUUAGUAUUCAACAUUCUGUUAUUGAAAUACACUCUUGAGCCCUAACAAGAGGAGCUGGAUUGACCCAUGGAAAUUUUCUGUCAGACUUACUACAGCAAGUAUCUUUUUGCCAUUGAGUAUACAUGAACUGAAGAAAAUCGCAUUUCAUUCUUGUAGAGUACAGUUGUUCCAAGCAUACAUUCAUUAAGCGCCAACUGUUUUGGCUUUUUCUGUAAAUGAAUGAGAUGAAUCAAAUUAUUUGCACAGGUUGACUAACUGCACCCAAUCUCCGAGGCCUUGAUUGCCUACUCAGAUCUCAAAGAUUUAACAAAAACCAUUGAAACUAGAUUUCACAAGUUUGGGAAACUCUUCUUUUUUAAACACAUUUUUUUUCCAAAAGUUUUUACAGGAGUGGAUUUAUGGUUUUUACAGGAAUGGUACAUUACUUCAAACAGGUUUGUUUUAGGACAGGCACUAUGACAAUGGAUAGCCCAUUGUUUCCUUUCCUUUUUUCAUUUAAACAGAGCCACACCAACUUUGUGAACUGUGUAAAGUACUCGCCAAAUGGUGAACAUUUUGUGUCUGGUGGUGCAGAUGGCAUGGUAUGUCUGUUUAGGAAAGUGUUUAAUACAACCAUGUGACUAUGUACAAAUGCUUUACAACAAGUUAAAAGAAAAAAUUGGUGUACUGUAAGUGGAAUUGUAACUCUAUGACUGUAUAUUACAGUAUGUGAAACUAGCAAAGUGCUUCUGAGCCAACUGAGCUAUCAAUUCAUGGUGAUCAUGAUAGUAAUGUAUAUACCCUUGAAAGAUGAGGAGAUUUAACAUUUAGCAAAUUUAUGGUAAUAUGCCUCAAUUUUGCUUGUACAACUAGAGUAUGUAUGGUUGUACUCUAAAAUUGUACUGUAUCUCAUAGAAAAGAAUUAUGAACACUUUGGAAUCUUCCCACUAUUCAUUUUUUUAUUAUUUUGUUAUAUUUAUUUCCCUUGGUCAUUAUCAUAAUCUCAAAUGAAAGAAAAUUAAAAUGAAGCUGUUUUGAAAAUUGUUUGAAAUGAGGAAAGAAUUAACACAGCAAUUUAUGCAACAAUACAUGUAAUUCUGUGAGCAUAGCUUGGUUUGUUUUGAUGCUGAACUCUUUAUUCUGAUCAAUAUUGAUAUUGUUGUUGUCUUUUUUUAGAUUUUUCUUUAUAACGGUAAGAGUGGAGAGGAAAUUUGUGCCUUGGGUGGAGGAAAAGCUCACAAAGGGGGUGUGUACGGGGUGAGUAUUUUACUGAGAGUGCAAGACUUUUCCUAGUGUCAUCCUGCAGUUAUGAAACUUUUCCUUGAUAGUGUAAUUGCUUGAAGUCGACAAGUGGUGUUGCUGGAUACAUAUCUUAUUUCCUUGAAUAAGCAUCCAUGCUCUAAUUAGUGUCCUCCCCUAAAAUAGUACCCACCCCCUUGGCCAUAAUUUCCAACAACAAGUGCCCCCUUAAAUAGCUGCUUUUCCCUCCUCCCCCCUCCCCCCUGCACCUCCUCCCUCAAUUUCUUAGAUAGUGGGGAUUCAUGGAACUUCUGUUUCUGUUGCCACUUUAUUUAUACCUUUUUGAGUUUCAAAUACAGUGGAAUCAGUGCAUAGGAGAAUAGUUUCUUUUCCCUUCCAGGUAUUUCUAUCUCCAUGUGCUUGCAGAGUUUCGUUAUGUGUUAUUUAACAAUAGACUGAUCAUUAUUUUGCAUAUUACUGAUUGCUUUUUAAAACCCUUUAUGCCCUACAAUCAGAAAGCAGUAAGGUGCUGACAGGGAGAAUUUUUUUAACAAUCAAAAGCUUACUUAGUUUGUGAUCAUUUCCUUUAUUCUUGUGACCUUAGUGUGGGACUAACAUGUAAGUUUGAUAUUGUAAGGAGAAAGAAGGUGCCAGUAACUCUUAGGGGUCAAAAGGUUGAUGAUCAUCUGAAUGGGUUUCUAAGUGACCUGAGACUUGUCUAUCUUGAUGAGCAGGAGGACACCUUGAAACGCUCCUCUUCUCUCUUUUUGUAGCAUUGUUUAAUCCUUACUGGAUGCAAAUUACAGUGUACUAACAAUAAUUUGUCUUGACUGUCAUAGGUAUCAUGGAGUCCAGACAGCAACUUUGUUCUCAGUGCUUCAGCAGACAAGACUGCAAAAAUAUGGGACAUAGCUGCUAACACUGCUUCUGUGUAAGAAAUUCUAAAGCAGUUCCCCCCACAGUUAUGUGCAUAGUAGAUCCAUCAAAUUUUGUUUGCAAGUGAAAAAUACAAAUUUGUAUAUUAGGUAACAACACGAUUAUGAGUGCAAUUUGGUGUCAGUAAGCAUGAGUAUAUUUUUAAGAGACUACAAAAUUUUACAAACCCGUAGGGCAAGUGAAAUUUUUUAGUCUUUGAAAAAUUUACCAGUGCAUAUUUACACACACAUUAUUACUUGUUAAUGAUUUACAUGAAGAACAUCAGAGAAAGUCAAAGAUGGAUGAAAUUUUGGCAGCGCACACUAUUUGUAAUUUGCAAUUGUGUUACAACUUUGCAUUCGUGUUACAUGAAAAAUGUACUCGUUUUCAGCCAAUCAGACACGCAUUAUCUUUUCUUGUAUAUUAUUAGUAUAGUCUGUGAUAAUAUCUUCUUGCUCAAGAGUACUGAUUCUCCAUGAAUAAUAUACAUAAUUGUAUUCUUGAAAAAGCAAGGAUGUCGAAAUUUGAAGUUGACCCUCACCCUCCAGUCCAGUCUUAAUUAUUUCCCAGAAGUGAUGGAAAAAGUAGAUUAAAAUUCCGCUGUUUUGGCUUUAAACGUGUCUCAUUAUUAACCAAAAAUUUUUUAAUGUGACCUUUUAAGAAGAGAAAAAUUUGGUUUAGAUUGGAAUCACUGUUUCAGUUAAAAAAAAAAAAAUUGGUUCAGAUUGGAAUCACCAUUUUUGAUUUGUUUGUUUUCUGUUAGUGAGUUUACAUUUGGCACAGACCUUGACCACCAACAACUUGGCUGCUUGUGGCAGGGAGAUUACCUCCUUACUGUUGCUCUCACUGGAAAUAUCAACUAUUUGGAUAAGAACAAUCCUUCCUCCCCAAGCAGAAUUAUUAAGGUAUGCAGUUUACAUGUGUAAAACACUGAGAGUACCCUCUCACACCUACAGUUAGCAGUUAUUGGAUGAGGUUGAGCACGGUAUCAUGAAUUAUCAAUGUCGAGGUCUGUGUUAUCUUCCGAAGCCUUCGGCUUCGGCAGAUACCACAGACGCAAAGUUUCAUUGAUAAUUUAUGAUAUCAUGCGAAAUCCGAAUUCAUUAAUUGUUUUAUUAACCUUUUUUAAACAUUCUGCAAAAGAAGACACUUCUCUCUGAGAUUGCAGAAGUUUGAGAACACUACACAGCCGAGGGGCUUGGAAACUAGGAAAACUUUGAACUUGACAUGAUAACCCAAUAUCUGCUAGAAGUUAAUUACUUGUAGAAGUUCGAGGGUAGAUAGCGAGCGAAAAAGAUAGGAUUGAGACUUAGUGUGGUCCUGCUGUGUUGAGGUGAAUGUCAAGUAUUGAACCUUCGACUAACUUGCAACUCUUAACGCAGUAACUCUCAAAAGUGAUUAGCAUAUAACUUCUCCCUAGAAUAUCCUUACAUUAUUCAGCAAGUAGGUAAUGAGAAUACUCAAACCUAUUCGGUAGGAGUUGUUAUCUUGUUUUAACACCAAACUCUUGUAACUGAUUUACAACGCGUUGUGUAGCAGCUGGAGGAGAGAAAUUAAAAAUCAAAUCUCGGGCUUUGAAGGGUUAAAUUGAGUGCAUUUGGAAAUUGUGUGAUUGAGAUGACAGGUUUUAUAUGCAGAGCUGUCAUUUAAAUGUUCCCGUUUUGAUAUUUGUCUUGAUACUUCAUCUUUAUUGCUUUUCCAAUCAGGGCCACAACAAGAACAUUUUGUCCGUUGCUUCUUCUGAAGAUGGCUCUACUCUGUACACUGGAAGUUUCGACUCACGAAUUUGUAUCCUCUCAAGUAUUAUGUCUUAUGCAUUCACAAAACAUGUGAAAUUCUUGGAGUCCUUCAAGCUUCAUCUACAUGUAUGAGUUUCUGUGUAGAAAGAUACUAGGUUACUUUAAGGAGUUCGUGUAACUGCCAACAAACUUUGUUUUGUGGAGCUCGUUGCCCCUGUAAAUGCUUUUUUUGCCCUUACACAAAGCAGAGUUUCGUUGCUUUACUUGAUUCUCAUCCGCAGGUUGAAAUAAAUGUAUCUUACUAGAAGUUGUGAUGUACCUCUGUUGUAAAACUUAACACGCUUCAGGUCAAUGGGAUGUGAAAUCUGGAAAUGCUGAGACAUUCAAAGGCAAAGGUCAUACAAAUCAAAUAUCAGACAUGGUUUUGUGUGCAGAUAAGUUAGCCACCUGCAGUAUGGACGACACCGUCAGAUUCACGUCCCUGAAGACUCUGGAAUAUGGGUUAGUGGAGUAACACCUCAUGUAAUGAUGCAAGCCCAUUGUUAAGACUCUUAAAAGCCUCUGUAGGUUGAUAAAUUCCCACGGCUUCCAGACAGAAGAUGAUCGGAGAGAGAAGGAGAGGGGGAAUGGGGCAAAGUGAGAGGCAUAAUAUCAGUCGAUUUUUUUUUCCAUUUGUCCAGUCGUCCAGCUUUGGUGCAUAUUUUUUAAAGAAUGAAUUUCGCUGAUUUUAAAAAACACUUCAUCCUUUGAAACAGAAACAAGACUGUUUUGGCUUACAAAUGCAAUUGCGUUUUGUGCUGAAACGCUACAGUAGUUAGCCCGAGACCAUUAACAGUACUACGGUGUAACAAUUUCCUCGGCGAAUUCACGGCAUUAUUAUUUUGUCCCGUGUUUUAAUUUAGGGGUGGAGGAAGGAUGUGUUGGUUAUAAGAUAAGGGGGCUUAUAUGAAGCUUCAAGCUCAACUAUUGAAAUCAAUCAGAUGGAAAGCAGGUCACAGGGCACCCAGGGACACUAUAUAGAAACUGCAUUUAACCUCCUAACUCGCAAAUCAAAUUUGUAAUUCUACUUACUGUCAGCUAUACAAUUCUUAUAAUUUUAGUUCAGAGAAUUUAGUAUUAGAUUAACUAACUAUCCCCAAAUUGAUAUUUUUCUUUAUUCUCAUCACUUAUCUGGUUGAAAUUGUAUUUAUAUUGUAAGGAUAAUUUUCUCUUGGUAACUCACGGGAGUUAAAGGGUUAAACAUCAUUGCUGCGUUUCAAUUUAUUUUAUUUUUUACUGAUUUUUUGUAUUUUUCCCGUCAGGUCUGAAAGUACAGGAAUGCAAAGUCAGCCGAACGGCCUCGACUGUGGGAAAGAUGGUCUCACUGUUGUGGCUUGUUUGAAAGAGGUAAGUUUAAAAUAGAAUUGUUGCAGCUAACCCGAGGUUGUUUGUGUUGCAUUACCUUACCUCGCUCUCGCACUAACUAAAACCCAGUGCGACUUCAUUACCCUUGUGUUGCUGCGCUCUUAUGUUAAAAAUUGAGUCGUGACUGUUUUCUAACAAUGUUUACCCUUGUACUGAUUGGUCUUUGCAAUUACUUUGCGUUUGGUUUGAGCAGUUCCCCCUGUUUGGCGAAGUCCUUCAAGAGCCAAUUGGUAUAAAACAAACAAACAAACAAAAAAACAAACAAAAGAUGAUGUUAACGCGGCGUGCGAAACUGUGGGAGGGAGGCAUGCAAACAUCAAUUUUGAUUUUCGCUGCUUUUUUUUUUUUUUUUUUUUUUGAAAGAACUGAUCGUAGUUUACGAACCUUUUGAUGGCAACGUUGUUUUCAUGGGGUCCUAGCAAACAAAUUUGCGAUGCUUAUUGCUCCGCAAACGCAUUAAUGACAUAGUCCUUCCACUUACUAUCUAAGGUUUCCUUCUAACAGAUUGUAGUGUUACGAGAUGGAAACGUUGUGCAUUCUCAUCCUGUGGACUAUGAACCUCAGUGCGUUGCUAUCCACCCUGGGCAGACAGAGGUUGCAGUAGGAGGAAAAACGGUACGGCUUAGUCGUGGAGUUACGUGUUUGGAUGCCAUUCUGAACGCCCAGCGAGGCUUCAAAAAGAAAAUUUUACGUACUCGCUAUUUGGGGACCUAAGUCAUAAAAUGGCUAUAGUUUUUGGAGGGUCACCCCGGCGAUAUCUCAGUGAUUAGUACUCGUACAAAAAAAAGUAAAAAAAAAAGCCAACAUUUUUUAGAUAAAAGAAAUCAGGGGAGCAUCUACAAUGUUGUAAGCAGAUGUUUUAUGUCACUUUUACUGUAGCCAUGAAUACUUAGGAAUACAAAUGUUGGAGCUUGCUUUAUGACCGCCGAACGCAUGUCACCAAAUUGGCGACUUUGUCGCAAAUUUAGUCGCUAAAAUUUUUCUCUUCUCGCUACGCAGGCGAAUAAUCAUGAUAGCAGCUAGGAGUGCUACCCAUAUUAGGCUGGGGAUAUACCGUAAGGGUUAGAAAGAUAUGACCCUCUCCUCUCUUUAAUCGGUAAUCAGGCGUCACAGUAUAGGUGAUCAAGGCGCACUGUGCAAUACACUUUACUUUGAAAUAGAAGAAAGCGAAAUUUAAAAAUGGCUCAAAAACCCAGAAGGUAAGAGGCAAGAGAACAGUGAAAACAGCCCUAAUGGAUAUUUACUAUUUGUUAAAGUGAUAUUAAUAUCCCUUUUCACUUGUUUUACUAGAACGAAAUUCAUAUUUACACUUUGGACAAAAAUACUCUGGUCACCAAGACGAGCUGUUCUCGGUCAUCAGCGGUUAAUGUAGUGAGUGACUUGGUGUACUCUCCAGAUGGUGCUUACCUGGCUGUGGGCGAUGAUAACCGCAGAGUAUCAGUAUUUGACUCUGCUGAUUAUAAGGUAUGACACAAGUGUAUGGCAUACAUGCAGCUGAUAGCCAGUCUUUGAGAGGCUCCCCCUACCCUUCCCUACUCCCCCCCCCUUUCCCCACUCCCUCCCUUCCCCCACUCCCUCCCUUGCCCACCCCCUAUUUAGCCUUUGGUUUCCCAGGAACGUAAACAGCUAUUGACUAAAUUUAUCGUUUGUUUCAUUAUUUUGAAGUUGAAGUUUGAGUUGACUGGACCUCAAGCUCGCGUAACUUGUGUAGCGUGGGCACCUGACUCACGGCAUCUUGCCUGUGGUGGACUGGACACCAACUUGUUCAUUUACGACUUAGAAAAGACCAAUGCGAAGAUUGAAAUAAAACGUAAGCCUAGAUUUCUCUAGUAACUGUUUUAAUGUUCUAUUUUGUAGCCUGUUCAAUAGCUUUGAAUGUUUGUAUUUAAGAUAUGUGACCCUUCACGAUGACGCAAGAAAAAAGGUGACGCGUCAAUUUACAGAGCAUGCUCAUAGUAUUUUUUUGAUGCCGUUUCAGGUGCUCAUCCUCAAGGCAUCAUUUCGCGAGUUACGUGGUUGGAUAAUAACACACUGGCCAGUGUGGGCUUUGACUGCUGCAUCCGUUUCUGGAACAUAACUUACUAGAUUAGUUCCCACCCAUCCCUCCCUCGUUUACGUUUCAAUUUGUCAGCUUUGUGACUAAAGUAAACCGUAAACACUUCUUCCAGCAAACAAGUGCCAUUUUGCGCCAACAUUUUUUACAAUGCACUUAACUAUGUCUGAUUAUAAGAAAAAAAUGAGGAUUUUGUUUGUUUACAUUAAACUGAAGCGUGUAAUGUGAAUAUAAAGAGUUAAUAUCAAAACUUUA
Pocillopora meandrina is the source of this 13065-nucleotide messenger RNA. The record is from the annotation of a GenBank genome assembly. Lineage: Eukaryota; Metazoa; Cnidaria; Anthozoa; Scleractinia; Pocilloporidae.